GCUGAGAAAAUUAGGGCAAGGCAAUCAAGCUUAAGAUAAAAACAAGAAUGAAACCAACAUCAAGAAUUUUUUACAUGGAAAACCCAAGGAGGUAAAAACCAUGGGACCUAGUCUAGAUAAAAACAUCCACUAUGAAAAUAGUCUAGAUAAAAACAUCCACCAUGAAAAAUAGCAAACUUACAAAGUUCAUCUCUAGAGAGAACUAAAGGAUAACAACUUCAUUCUCUCUUCCCUAGAUAGAGCUAGGGGCAUACAUAACGGAAUCUCAAGAUUCUACCCUGUUCUCAAGCUGGUUUGUAUAGUCUGACUGUUAAGGGGGAGACAACUCCGACUUUAGUCUCUAAAGUUUUUCAGCUGUCUUGCACUGCAACUCAGCUUGCAACAUCAUUCAGGUCACCCCCCAAAUUAAGAAAGGAGGACUAGGAAAUAUUCCAGCAAACAAGGCCUGCAGGAAAGGAAACCACUUUUUCGAGUAAAUCUUUAACCUAUCAAAGGAAUCUUCCUGGGUGUUCCAAUGCCCAAAAUAGAUGAACUGCUACUUACUAAUUGUAUUGUUGCAAGUAAGCAAAUUGCAGAGAGAAACACUUCUUCAGUUCAGUGUCCUUCCAACGAAAAUUUUUUACAGGGCCUGCAAACAAAGUAGAGACAAUUUUUUGCUGAUGACCUGAGUAAAGAAAUUAAUUAGAGAGAAAAUAAUACCCAACAAGGGUUGUCAUGUCAGGUUUGCAUGAUGAACUCUCAUAAGAAGUUUGAAAUUUUUAAAUUUAUUGGAGUCACAGCUUAAUUUUUAAGACAUGACUUGAGAAUGAACUCAAAAAUAUUUU
Molecule: messenger RNA, 824 nt
Organism: Rubroshorea leprosula
Lineage: Eukaryota; Viridiplantae; Streptophyta; Magnoliopsida; Malvales; Dipterocarpaceae
Source: the annotation of a GenBank genome assembly